This is a messenger RNA of Thermothelomyces thermophilus ATCC 42464, 824 nucleotides long. RefSeq lists its product as uncharacterized. Lineage: Eukaryota; Fungi; Ascomycota; Sordariomycetes; Sordariales; Chaetomiaceae. Gene Ontology annotation, molecular function: ATP binding; protein folding chaperone; protein-folding chaperone binding. The transcript has 4 exons. Gene Ontology annotation, cellular component: mitochondrial matrix. Bases 87 to 401 code for a protein of 104 amino acids. The record is from RefSeq and is a predicted model, not a curated record.
CUUCAAGACCGAGACCUGUCCAAUUCUCUCCACCGACGCAUUCGAAUCCCAUCGCUUAGCAAGCUAAUUACCCGCGAUACUUCAUAAUGGCCACCUCGCUUCGCUCCAUCAAGUCGCUCGUCCCGCUCCUUGACCGCGUGCUCGUGCAGCGCAUCAAGGCCGAGGCGAAGACGGCAAGCGGCAUCUACCUCCCCGAAUCGAGCGUCAAGGAGCUCAACGAGGCCAAGGUCCUCGCUGUUGGCCCCGGCGCCCUUGACAAGGAUGGCAAGCGCGUUCCCAUGGGUGUCGCUGCCGGCGACAGGGUGUUGAUUCCUCAGUACGGUGGUUCGCCUGUCAAGGUUGGAGACGAGGAAUACCACCUUUUCCGGGACAGCGAGAUCCUGGCCAAGAUCACCGAGUAAUCCGGAAAGAACCCGAAAAUAGAUACCCACGAAGCGACGAACGUGUACUAUAUAAUGUAUCAGAUAUAGCAAACCUGUACGACAUACCGAUUGGCGAAUGGUGAACAGCCGAGUCUGAGCGGCGUAAUGCUGGUGAUCUUGGUGGCUUCUCGGCUAUUGGAUGGUUCAGAUGCAUGCCCAGCCUGGGUCAGGGACCGAAGGAAUAGAUUCCUCUCCACUCCUGACUUCUCUCGUUUGACUUGAACCUGUUGGUAGGAAGAUGCGUUGCAAGGGUUGAGAGGAACCAGACAAUGUCUGUAACUGGCACCGAUAUUAAACCGUUACAGUCCUCUUGGAACACGCGUGCGCAGAAGGUUGGGUGGUGGAUUGGUCAACAUCGUUCGGGAAGGGGCCAUUGCUGAUUGCUCUGACACUUGCGUCGCG